Botrytis fragariae is the source of this 663-nucleotide messenger RNA. RefSeq lists its product as uncharacterized. The coding region runs from base 1 to 663 and encodes 220 amino acids. NCBI's taxonomy places the organism in Eukaryota, Fungi, Ascomycota, Leotiomycetes, Helotiales, Sclerotiniaceae. The transcript has a single exon. The record is from RefSeq and is a predicted model, not a curated record.
AUGACAUUCCACCCCGCCCAAACCUGGUACCCAUCAUACAACGACACCCGGCCGAAUCCCAACUCACCUUUCAACGAUGCUACUCCCCAAAUUCUCGAUAUCCCUUUGAAUCCUCAAGAAAUACAUUAUAGAGAGAUCUGCGGCAUGUUAAAAUACACCCAAGACAACACGAGACAAGUCACGAAAGACAAGAAAAAGUCCUCUCGGGAACUCCAGGUCGCAUUGAUGAGAUUGGGUGUGGGAGGAGGAGAGGGGAGAGAUAGAAGGGAAAGAUUGAGGAAAGUAGUUGUGUUGCGAAAAGUAGUGUGGUUACAUCAGGAUUAUAAGAAGAAUUUGAUGCUGUAUGAGGGUGAGUUGUGGAGGAAGGAAGAUGAGUUGAAGAGGAUGUUGAGAUUGCAGGUGCGAGAGAAUGGGAAUGCGGAUUAUUAUGAGGGUAGGAAUUGGUGGUUUGUGGCGGGGGAAGAGGAAAGUGAUGAUGAAGAUGACGAAGGUGACGAGGAUGUCGAGGAUGACGAGGAUGAAGAUGAUGAAGAUGAUGAAGAUGAAGAUGAAGAUGAUGAAGAUGAUGAAGAUGACGAUGACGAAGUUGAAGAAACGUAUGGAAUGGAACUAGAGUGCUGGAGUGAGGAAGAUGAGGAUUUGGAAAUGGAAAUUGAAGGAUGA